Molecule: messenger RNA, 7219 nt
Organism: Drosophila takahashii
Lineage: Eukaryota; Metazoa; Arthropoda; Insecta; Diptera; Drosophilidae
Gene: enok
Product: enoki mushroom
Biological process (GO): positive regulation of transcription by RNA polymerase II; negative regulation of DNA-templated transcription; nucleosome assembly
Cellular component (GO): nucleosome; MOZ/MORF histone acetyltransferase complex; chromatin
Molecular function (GO): DNA binding; transcription coregulator activity; histone acetyltransferase activity
Source: RefSeq, a predicted model, not a curated record
GCGUAGUGUAGAUAGGGCCCUAAUAAAGCCUUCUAAUACUCUGUAGCGAUCAAACUUCAUUGCAAAAUUAAUAGUUGUUAUUGUUUUCAAGAUAUUUAAUGUCUUUAGAUGCGUUCAUCGAUGAACUGCUAACGCGGCGUUGAGUUAUAUCCGCAGUUCGCAAUAAAUUCGCGCUUACUUUCACCACAAUCGGAAUAAUAAACUAAGCCAUGAUGAGGGAAUCGGCCCACGACAUCAACAUGGACACCUGGAAGCAGUGGAUCCUCGAGGCCAUAUCAAAGAUCAGGUCCCAGAAGCAGAGGCCCUCCGUGCAGAGGAUUUGCCAGGCAAUCGGCACGCAUCACAAGUUUCACGAGGACAUUGUGGCCGAGAAACUAGAGAAGGCUGUCGAAUCGGGAGCUGUGAUCAAGGUCUACAACAAGGGACUGCACUCCUACAAGGCCCCGAUGGCCAAGCGCCGCAUUAAGGUGGACAAGAACACCAAUCUGUACAAACUGGUGGCCAAGGCGGUGCACGAUCUGGGCGAAUGCGAGGGAUCUACCAUAAAGAGCAUAGAGAACUACAUUCAAAAGUUCAACUGCAUCGAUCUGUCGCCCAAUGUGGACUUCAAGUCCGUGAUUAAGGCGUCCAUCAAGAAGGCAGUGGAUGCCGGCUUUCUAAUCCAGGAGGGAAAGCUGUACAAAAAGGGCAAGUCCCUGACGACACCGCGCAAAUGUGCCCCCACCUCGGAUGUGGUAAUCAAAGGCGAGGAGAGCUGCACCCACUGCUCGGGGAACUCGCAGAAGAACCUCAACGGCAUCCCAGAGCCACUGAGCUCCUGCAAACAGUGCGGCAUCUCUUUGCACACCACCUGCGCCAAUAUCGCGGGCAGGUGCAAGUCCCAAUCAUACGUGCUGCUCUACAUGCUCGUCACCAAGGGCACAAUCUGGGAUUGCCAGAACUGCGCCGACUGCGCUGUCUGCAAAAUGCGUAACCGGGGACCUUGUCUGCUGCAGUGCUUUGUUUGCAAGGAUCACUUUCACCUAACAUGUCUCGAUACGAUUCCGGACAAGAAGCCCAAGCAUCCAUAUAGGUGCAAAACAUGCUGCAAACAAAGUAUAGAUAACCCAAAACUGGUUAAAAAAGACAAUACAAGAAUAAAAAUGGAGAUUGACAGAAUGGCGAGCUCCAAUAAGCGGCAAUCCAUCAAAAAAGAGGGCAACAUCGAGAGUCCUUCGACCUCGAAACUUUGCGUUUACAAUGACGGCAAUGGCCAGCGGAAAAAGAUGCCGGCCAGCUUAAGCUCGAGAAAAUUGAACCACAGCGAGGAUCAGUUCGAGUUCCCCAGCAAGCAGAAGAGGUCGCAAAUAUUACAGGGAGGCUACUUGGCUAGCCAGGAAACGCGCAAGCGAACCUUCUCGAAUCUGUCAUCCACGAGCUCGUCCAGCGAAAGUGAUGAUGACGACGACGAGGACGACGACAGGAACAGGAAUGGCGAUGACAACGAUCAGGAUGAGAGCACAUCCUCGGAUUCGUGCACUUCAUCGAGCUCAGACUCGGACUCCAGCGAGAGUUCCAGCGACAGCUCCGAAUGCGAUGACGAGAACGACGAAGAGGACUAUGACACCGAUCGCAGCACGCUGAAGGGAAAGAUCUUCGAGAACGAGAAGCAGAGUUGCACUAAACUGAAUACCAACGAUGGUCUGGGCUCGCCGCAUAACAAUGAAGUGGCCAGUGAGAACUGGGGCUUUGCUGCGGUGGCAAAAAACCCAAUUGACAUAUUUGUAAAAUCGAAAAAUAACACCAAAAGCAUUGGUUACACCAAGCCAGCAACGGCAAGCACGUUUCCCACGUCCCCCGCCGCAAAUCGAGCGCAAAAGAGCGCUCCAGUAGCUUCCUCUACUCCAGAUAAAAACUCCACAUCCAUCGGCGGCAUGACCAUAAAGCGAAAGACCGAAAAUGGGCAGAAGAAGAAGAUCGUUCCCUUGAAGAGCAUGCCCCUCGAAGCGGGAAAAUCGUACGAAAAGUGCGAGGAUGACAUUCCGUAUCUAACAGAGGAGACUGUUAUGAAAGUUCAGUUGCUGGAGGAGAUCGAACGAUGCAGGGAAACGCACAGCGAGGCUGAUGGAAAAGCGGAAAUUAACAACGAUGAGGAAGUGCCCGGCGAGAGCACGAAGCGUGCCAAUCCCUUCGAAAACCAGCCUCUACCGCCUGGAGUGACCGCAACGGACGUGGAAUUAUAUCAAGAUGUUCUGCACAAGGCAGUCGUUCAAAUGUCCAAUAACCACAUCGAGAAAGCGAAUGAUGUGAGCCUGAAGCCGGGGCAGAACACCCAGAGUCCCAAGUCGAUCCAAAUCGGAAAGUGGGACAUCGAAACCUGGUACUCCAGUCCGUUUCCGCAGGAGUACGCCAGGCUGCUGAAGCUGUUUUUGUGCGAGUUCUGCCUGAAGUACACAAAGAGUCGUUCUGUGCUGGACAGACAUCAGAACAAGUGCAUUUGGAAGCAGCCGCCGGGCACGGAAAUCUUUAGGCAGGGCAACAUUUCGGUGUUCGAGGUGGAUGGCAACGUUAACAAGAUUUACUGUCAGAACUUGUGCCUGCUGGCCAAGUUCUUUCUCGACCACAAAACCCUUUACUACGACGUGGAACCUUUUCUGUUCUAUAUCUUGACUAAAAACGAUCAAAGCGGAUGCCAUCUGGUUGGCUACUUCUCGAAGGAAAAGCACUGUACCCAAAAGUACAAUGUGUCCUGCAUCCUGACGAUGCCGCAGUAUCAGAGGCAGGGAUACGGAAGGUUUCUGAUCGACUUCAGUUACCUGUUGAGCCGCGAGGAGGGACAGCUGGGUACGCCGGAGAAACCGCUCUCGGAUUUGGGACGACUUUCGUACUUUUCCUACUGGAAGUCCGUCGUCUUGGAGUACUUGUACAAGUAUCGCAACCACACGAAGAUCACCUUCAAGGAUAUAGCCAUUAAAACGGGUCUGGCUAUAUCCGACAUUGCGUUGGCCUUUGAAUUAUUGAACUUUAUCAAGUUAAGGAAGAACGAUGGCGACAUAAGAUAUCAGAUUAAUGUAAAAAUCGAUUGGAAGAAAGUGGUGGCUCACCAUAACAAAAUGGCGAACAGUAAAACUCGAAUAAUCAUAGAAGCCGACUGCUUGAGAUGGAGUCCACUGCUGUCGGUGUCAAAGUUACCCAACAUAAUCAAGCCAAUUUCCAAUCGUGAAUACUUGAACAACCAAAUUGAAAAGAAAUCCGAUUUGAAGGAUGUUAACGAAGAGAACAAGAUCAGCGUAAAGCCAAGUGUGCCCACCACACCGAAAGUAAAUCAGGAAUGUCCCGACUUGCCUGUUAAGAAUCGGGGUUCCAGCUGCGAGAAAUUGGUUGAUGAUAGGGAAAACCAGCGGAAACGUGCCUGCCCGGAAGAGUUCUUAAAAUCGGCUCCAAAUGAGGCAAAAAAAUGCAAGGUAUCUGCUGCACCACAGCCGCCCCUUGAAGAUCAGUCCUUUGGCGAGCUCUCCGACUCAUCGGAUUGUAAAUCUUCUAAGGAACUCUCGGAGCACUUGACCAAAAGGGCCCAACGAUUGGCCAAACGCAACGAUCUGAUUCCCCACACCAACAAAAGGAAGCAUUUCGACCGGCCGCUUGAGAGCAAUGCGAUUUUAGCCGAUCAGAAUCCGACUGUUCAAGGUCAAACGGAGAUUUCUGGAACCGAAAGUGGCUCUAAAAUGGAGGAAGCAUCUGCCAAGGAGGUUUGCAAGAGUGUUGUGGAAAAGGAGCAUGUCGACAAACCGGUCAACAUUGUACCCAAGCUGCGGGGUAAACAGUCCAAUGGAAAACGCUCCGAGGAGUCGCAGUUCAAUGGAAAUACUCCAUCCGAGCCCGCCGAAGUUGCGUCAAUUAGUCCAGCCAAGGAACCCGCUAAGGAGUUGGUUAAGGUGGCCAAAGCUGAGAGCCCGGAGAAAAGCCAAGAGUCGUCGAAAAACGAGGGCGAAGCCAACAGCGUAAGCGAUCAAGUGCUCGAUGCAGUGGCCAAGAAAACCAAGAAGACGCUGUUCUCUGACGUAACGUCCUACAAAACUGAAGAUGUCAAAUAUAAUGGGCAGGAUAAGCCAGUGGUAAGCACACCCGAGACGAAAGAAAGUCCCAAGGAGGCUAGCAUUAAGGAGAUAAAACCUCCUGAAGUUCCUGAACAGAAGCCCAAGCCGAAGAGUCCCGAAAAAUCGGAACCAGUGGCUGCCGAACCCGUUUUGCAGCAGGUAAAUGUUCCUGCCAAUACGGAAAAGUUAACAAAACCGGCGGAAGAAAGUAAACUAGAGUUGGAUGUAAACUACUUGAAGUUUUCCCCGGACUCAGCGGCGACUCCGCCAGAGUUACCUGUGCAAAAACCUGUGCAAAAACCUGUGCCAGAGGCUCCAACUUCCGCUCCAAGUGAUCAGCAGGAAAAAGCUAAGGAAACCGCUCAACCUAGUACAGUUUCACAGAAGCCACCAGAAAUGGAAAGGGUGAAAAAAGUGGAAAACCCGGUAUUAAAUCCCACACCAAACCGUACGGAAAUUCCUUCCCUGGUGGAGCAACCAGCACCACAGCCGGUAAAGCCUGUACAGGAAAAAGUAGGGCAGCCAAUUGCCAAGGAGAACGCUGAGAUUAAAGAGAAGGCAAUCAAGAAACCCGUGCCUGAAGCUCCAGUUGUAAAACCUGAGGUCAACAACAUGGAAAAGAAGUACGAUCCCAGCAAGGUGAAGGUGCUGCCCGAAAAGGAAGUCAUCAAAACGGACCAGCAACUGGUGCAGGUCAAGGAGGAGGAAAAGACGCAGGCAAGGGCGCCCUCGGCACCUAUUCCCAUUCGGGACAAGAUCCAAUUGAAGGGCAACGAGCAUGCCCAGCUGCAGAACUCAAUUCCCUCCCAGUUUCCGCUCAAUCAGAUGCCCAACUAUCACACCUCGCAGUACUGGCAGUGGGAAUACUACGGCUACAACCUCUCACACUUGGACCCCGCCGCGCAAAAGGGACAGAAGCAGUUCCACAAGGAUCUGGCCACGACCAUGGCCUACACGCACAACUUCACCCAGAACCUCUAUCAGUCCGCCAAUUUGGCCAUGCAGCACGCCCAUCACCAGAUGCACCAGACCAAGGAGAAGCACAAGGUGGAGCGCAAGAACAGUGGCAAGAAGGAGGAGCAGCAGCAGCCCAAGGUGGUGUCCAGUGUCAAUGUGGUGAGCACUGCUCGCGAGGAUGCGCACGUGCAGCACUGCAACGAAUAUGCGGCCAACAACCAGGCGGCCAUUUACAAUCAGAAAUGCGCCACUCAACAGAAGCAGGCGCAGCAAAUGAAGUCUCUGGCCAAUGGCCAGAAUCCUGUGCCACGACAGAGCAAUCCCAAUCCCUCGGAAUCAACUGUUCUGAUGCCCAAUUCGCAGCCGGGAGGAGCUGUGCCGGCCAAGCAAAAGGUCGAGCACGGCGUCAACUCGACCUCAGUCAUUUCGCGCGAGGGAAAGCUCAAUAAGAUUGGCCAUCCCAACAUUCACGCCUCCGUCCAGCAUGCUAACCUGCAAGUGAGCGGCGGCGGUGGAGGUGGCCAAUCCGACGUCAAUCCGAAUAUGGUCUACAACACCGAGUCCGCGGGCAACUCGGCCAUGCAGCACUACGAUUGCGGCAUCAAUGCGCAAAUAAACAUGGACUCGCCGGCCAAUAUUGGCACCGCCAUCGCCCACGGCUCACAGGAAAUCGCAGCCACGUCCAAUGUGCACAUGCAUCAGCCGCACAGACAGUUCUCGGACUGCUCCAUGCAGAACCAACCGGUGACCACGCCCAUGCACAUGUCCAUCCAGAAUUCGCACAUGCAGCAGCAGAACAAUCUUAAUAUGAAUCUGGCGCCAGAGGGUUCGCCGAACAUUAAUCUCCUGAGCAAUCCACAGCACCAGCACCAGAGCAGGAAAUUGAAUGCCCAGGCGGACAUCGCUGUAAGUUCACCGACACCUUCUCACAGAGCCACCACGCCCAAACAAAUUCGCAGCGGAAAUGCCCAGCAACGUGACACUAAAAACGCAGCGCCAGCCACAACCACAACCAAUACUCAUCAUCAGAUUCCCCAGGGCGGCGGAGCUACGGCGAAUAUCUCCAAGUCGCACCACGACUCCCUGCACAACCUGCAGUUCUCGCAGCAUGGUGGCCACCAGCAGAACAUGCAGCCCAUCGACUACGUGCCCAUUCCGCAAAUCAGCCAGAACUUCUCGGCCAAUCCCUCGAACUACGACAUUGCCGGGAUGCCGGCGGUGAUUCAGCAGCGGAUGUCGCUCAACAGUUCCGUGCACUCGCUGGCCAACAGCCAUCAGCGCAUCGAGCAGCCGUCGUCGGCGUGUGCCGUCAACAAUUUCUAUUUGCAUAACAAUAUGCCGGCUGCCGAGAAUGCGCCGCGAGUGCCCGUUUCCAGUUCUCUGGGCGGUCCGUCAGCGGCGGGCAACAAUGAUCAGCGUCAGGCGGGUCAGGCGGAUGCGAUAGCUGCGGCCAAUAGCAGCGGUGCAACCGCUUCGCUGGCUGGCAAUCUCUGCAGUCUGUCUAAGCUACAGCAGCUUACCAACUGCCUGGAGAGCCAGCCGUGCAACACGUCGCCGGGAGCCCAGGUGAAUCUGGCCCCCUCGCCGCACCAUCCCAUUCCGCCCAACUCGAUGACCCCGCCGCCGCACCUGCUGAUGCAGAACAGGAACAUCUCCACGCCGCCCAACAUGCUGCAGACGCAGGUGACGCCGCUGCAGUACAAGUACUAUCCGGGCAACAUGAACAUUGCGCCCAUUACGUCGGCGCAGAACACGAGCCGGAACACCCGCAACACUCCAUCGGCCCCGGUGCAGCACACCUCGACGCCCAUGGGCAGUGGGAACAACCGGACCGCCAAUGUCCACAUCAGUCCGAACCUGAUGGCUCCCUAUGGGGCCAUCAACAGCUACCGGAUGUCGCCGCAGCAGUCCCCGCCCACUGGAAGCUACAGCUCGGGGAGCGAAUACCCCAACUCGCAGAUUCCGAUGCAGAUGAUGAAUAUGCAAUCUCAGUACCAGGAUGCCUGCGUGCUGCAGCGAGGCACUCCAUCCAAUCCGAUGUAUCCCACGUAUUCCCCCUACUUACCUCUCAACGGUUCUAUUCGCAGAUAAUAGAUGCGCACAUUUUAUAUGUUAUUGUAUUGAGUAUGAUUGUAUAUAAAUGUGUGCUGUAAAUAAAUAUAUAUUACGUCAAUUUAACAAUUCAA